AUGAGCUUUAACAUUGAUGAUCCUCUCGCGGGAAUUUUAAGCGAUGGUAGUGAUGACAGUUUCUUUGAUGACGAUAUAUUGGGUAAGAAAAAACCACAAAAGAAAAAUGAAUCUAACAUAUCAGAAAAGAAAAAUUCCUUUUUUGACUCAGGAGAUCAAAAAUCACAAUCUAAGACUCUAGUUGGAGAAAAAAGUUUACAGAAGGAUGCUGAUAUUGAAGAAAAAGCAAAAUUUGAUAACUUAAAAACGACAUCACCAACACCUUUUAAGAAAGCAGUUUCAAAAGAAUCAAUAUUCCAACAAAUAGACGCCAGUAAAUCGCCUGGCAAACCAAAACUUGUCACAAGUGCGGAUAUCGUUCCUGAUGAUAUAGGAAUACACCCAAAGAAAGAUAUGAUUAAACCGCUAGAUAAGGGUAAAAGCUCACAAUCGUUACUGGAUGAUAUAUUGGGUGGUUCAUCAAAUAAAAUAGGUGGUUCCAACCAAACUACAAGGCCUACGACAGGUGUGAAAAAACAGCAAUUUGAUUUAGAUACAUUUUUAGACUCUGAAUCGAGGCAAACUGCCGCAUCUACUACUAAGGUUGAAACACAAAAGCCAAAUACAAAGACUGAGAACGUAAAAGAAGCAGCCAAGUCAAGGAAAGCAAAGUCUAAUGAUGACUGGCUUGGUAUUUUUCAAGAAAAAGAUAGUAUUAUGGAAGAAGAAGAGGUUGAUGAUGUGCCUGCUUGGUUAGGUGGCAGUGGACAAAAGAAAAAGAAAAAUAUUAAGGAGCCCAAAACAGAGACUCGACAAAUUGAAGAAGAGCAAAAAGGAAAUCCUAAAGUCACAGAGGAAAUCCCUAAAAAUACUGCUAAUGUAGAAAAUUAUAAUGAGAAUGUGACAAAAAAUGUUUCAAAUUUAGAUAUCAGUCAAGAAGAUAUAACAAUGCAAGGAACAGCUCUUUACUUACAGCAACAAGAAUCGCAGUUAAUGGUAGCUUUGCAGUUAAAAGCGCAAGACGAAAAGCUAGCCGCUAUGCAGUUGCGUCAGAAAGAAAGUCAACGAGUGCAACGCGAGGCAGUCCUCGCUCAACACGAGCAAGUCGAUGCGAUGUUGCGGAGACAAGCUGAUCACCGCAAGCAGAUGCAAGCCAUUAUAGCCGUUCACCAGGAACGAAUCACUCAGAGGAUUAAGGAUUUAUUAGGUGAUGCGAAAAUUGAAAAUGAAGAAACACAAGAAGAUAAUAUCGAAACCGAAGGAGGAGAACGUAAAGAAAGUCCAUUCGCAAAAGAACGAAAACAGUUACUGCAACUCGUGCAGUCUCUACAAGAUAAUCACGAUAAAGAGAUCGAUUUAAUGGAAACAUCAUACAGACGCCAACUUGCUUUCUUAGAAGUUUCAUUUCAUCAAUCAGAGGAAAGAAUGAAAGAAGAAAGCGAUAAGAUUGUAAGAUUUUACUCGGAGAAAAUUACUUGGUUAGACGAACAUCACCAAUUGUAUAAGAAGAUGUGCGAAGAGAACUUGGUUUCGCUGACGGAGCGACAUAAGGCUGAGAACGACAUGCUGCGACAACAGCAUUUAGAAAAUAUUAAAACGUUACAGGAACACCACGCUACGUUAAUGGAGAAUGUCAAGAAUGCGGUAAAACAAGAACAAGUUCUUAUAAGAGAUUCUGCAAGUUUUUCGUUAGAUCUGCAAGAACUGUUGACGCAAGUUAAAGAUGGUAACGUAAAGAGUACUCGGUUGUAUGAGAAAGUGGAAAUAUUGUCUCAAAACAGUCAUAGGGAUUCCGAUAGGAGCUUACAGAUCCGGGAGACACAGAUUUCAGAUAUGAUUCAACAGCUGAAAACUGAGCGAGAAAAUUUCGAAAAGGAGAAAUCGGAGAGUAAGGAAAUAGUAAACAUGUUGGAAGCAAGGCUCAAACAAAUGACGUCGAUGAUAGAGGAAGAGUCAUCGUCGUUACGUCAGAAGAAAAUGGAAUUUGAAUUCGAGAAGGCAACAUUCAGCAAACAGACGGAAUUCGCUAAAAAUAUAUUGAAGAAACAGGAUGAAGAAAUUAAGAUGAUGAAAGACGAAAUACAGAAGGAAUAUCGAGAGAAAAUAUCAAGAAUAGAAGAAGAAAAGGCAAAGUCGUUCAAGGAGAGCGCUUCGGUUGCCAAAGAGAAAGCUUCGAUACAGAGCUUGAAACUGGAGCUUGAGAGAAUGAAAGCCGAGCUACAAGCGCAGUUAGAAGAGACAUCGGAGGAGAGGUCCAAGUUGAACUCGCAGAAACAAGAAUUGCAAAUUGAGGAACAGAGGGUUUUAUCAAAAAGUAGAGAUCUAGACUUGCUCGCUAAAACGGCGAUGGAAAAACAAUCACAGGCCGAUAAAAAGUUCUCGGAGGCGGAGUUUCUUCAACGAAAAUACGAAGACAGAAUACGAAGAAUACAGGAACACGUCGUGUCUCUAAAUACGAGAGAAAAGCAAAUAGCCAAAGAGAAAGUCGCACUGUCGAGGGAGAGACUUAGCUUGCACAACGAGAGGAAGGAGAUCGAGGGCAGGCAGCAGUGCUCCUUGUGCAGGACCUCGCAGUAUGCGGACCACGCCUACGUACCCUCGUACCUGCCGGUGUCGAGGGACUAUUUGAAUAUAGGCUCUCCCGUCAAUGUCAUAGAGGCGGAAAUGGCUCAGCUUAUGGGCAGAGUCAGACAGGACGUGACCGAUGCUCGUGAAGGUGUGCGUCAAGAACCUGGCGCUUUUAAGGACUAUAUGGAUCCCAAGUUGAUGAUGUUACGCUUAGACGUCCAGCAAGUCAUCGGCAAUUUGGAUCUCGGAAAGAAAGAUGAAAACGAACACCAAGGAGUAUAAAAGAGACAAAAGAUUUA
This is a messenger RNA of Nymphalis io (European peacock), 2846 nucleotides long. RefSeq names its product fas-binding factor 1 homolog. Bases 1 to 2829 code for a protein of 942 amino acids. The record is from RefSeq and is a predicted model, not a curated record. Gene Ontology annotation, biological process: cilium assembly; establishment of epithelial cell polarity. Gene Ontology annotation, cellular component: ciliary transition fiber; centriole; ciliary basal body. The transcript is spliced from 11 exons. Lineage: Eukaryota; Metazoa; Arthropoda; Insecta; Lepidoptera; Nymphalidae.